UGGCGGAAGAGAUGAUGAGUAACUUGAGCCGGAGACCAGGAGUGGAGCACCAGAACGAGAUAGCAGCCUACAAGAGACGCAUCUCAAAAAUGAGCACCGAAAUCAAGGUCGAGACAGCGCAGAAGAAUGCCCUCUUGUCGCGACUGGAGAAGAACGAACAGGAGAGUGAGAUGCUACACGAGGAGAACCGGAACUGGAAGCAGAUGUAUUACGAUUUGAAACGGAAACUGACCAGUCAAAACUGGAACUCAAAUAAUGACGUCACAAAUAGCGAAGCGACGUCAUCUCUCCACUCGAAACACCACGUGGGCUCGGAUGGCAGCAACAGUUUCUCAAACACGAUGAGGGGUCAAACCAAACAGCAGAAUGGGUCUGGAAGUACUGUCACAUUACCAGCCAUCGAGAAUGCUCUGAAACAUAGAAAUUGAAG
Molecule: messenger RNA, 430 nt
Organism: Symsagittifera roscoffensis
Lineage: Eukaryota; Metazoa; Xenacoelomorpha; Acoela; Convolutidae
Exons: 3
Coding region: 12-428 (138 amino acids)
Source: RefSeq, a predicted model, not a curated record